Nematostella vectensis (starlet sea anemone) is the source of this 1976-nucleotide messenger RNA. RefSeq names its product delta-like protein 1. Gene Ontology annotation, biological process: establishment or maintenance of epithelial cell apical/basal polarity; heterophilic cell-cell adhesion. Bases 323 to 1357 code for a protein of 344 amino acids. Lineage: Eukaryota; Metazoa; Cnidaria; Anthozoa; Actiniaria; Edwardsiidae. The record is from RefSeq and is a predicted model, not a curated record. The transcript has 6 exons. Gene Ontology annotation, cellular component: plasma membrane; protein-containing complex.
CUUCUCUCCUUGUCUUUUCGGACUGUCAUAAUGAUGUGGCGGCACUUGAAGUAAACCGCUGAACAAAAAGACAGGUGUUUUGUCAGUCUAAUUUCUUGUGUAAACUUCGGCCUUUCGUCUUGUCAGAUUGUGUUUAUUGCAUCCACUAGGAAAAGGCGCAAAGCGACGAAGAUCAACACGAGAACGGGAAAAAGCGUAUCGCAAAAGAUUUCUUAAGAUGGGACACACGGCGGAUGCCCAAGUAACAAAGUAAGGGAAAAUACAAGGAAAUCAUCAGACGAAGACAAAUCGAUACGAUAAGAGAUAUACUUAAUGUGACGUCAUGAUUUCCAUAAUGACUAUCACGCUCUUCACGAGUACGCUCGUUACCCGGCCGAGUCUUCUCUCCGCUACUUGUGCUACAUCAACACAGGGAUCGGUCCUUACAAGUCAUGUGAUUAAUGUGACCAAUCAGAAGACUGCUCUAGACUGCUACUAUCAUUGCCUCGGUCACGCGUUCUGUCAGAGUUUGAACUAUCACGUCUCUACUAAACUUUGCGAGAUCAAUAACCGUACGGCCUCCGGGAGGGACAGCUAUCUACGAGCCAAGGACGACGGUGUCUACUUUGAAAAUCCAAAUAGAGUGACGGUAGGAUCUAGUGCUAGUUUCCAGGCCUUCUCGUGCCAGGAUGUCAAGGAUGGGUCAAUCAGCCCUGCCAGUGGUGUAUUCUGGGUAUUGAGUAACCAGGUCUACUGUGACAUGCAGAACACAAAUCCCAGCUCGUGCCCAGAUCCCUUUUGCGAAAACGGCGGGACAUGCAAAGUGCUCAGCGGUGGUUAUCAUUGCACAUGCGCAAUAAAUUUCCAAGGACUACGCUGCGACAAAGCUGGGGACCCGUGCCUGUCAAAUCCCUGCCUUAACAAUGGGACGUGCUCCGCGACAAACCAAAAUUACAGCUGCUCGUGCCAGAGAUUCUUUAACGGAACCAACUGCGAAAACGAUGCAGCCCCAGAAUGUAGAAACUAUCAAGUACUUUCGGAUAAAGAAAGACACGUGACCAUUCCCACAACAGUGGACCAAUCUGACGAGCUUCUUCCAGUCACGUGGUAUCGGUUUACUCACGAGGCUGGCAAUAGAAUGCCAACCACGUGUCCAGCGAGUAACAAUCUUUGUGGUGCUGUGAUGCCGGGAUGGCUCAAUGGAGCUGAGCCUGCGAUGGAAGAGGGAGCGGUUACUCGCAGAGCGUGUUUUUACUUCAGUGGUGACUGCUGCAAUCUUGAGAAUACCAUCAAAAUUCGCAAUUGCGGGUCGUAUUUUGUCUAUUAUUUGGAAAAGAUUCCUUUUAAUGGUUUCCUGAGAUAUUGCGGAGCGUGGUAGCAAGGGAAAUGCAAUGCAAAACUAAAGAUGAUUUGUCAAGAAGGUCUUAUCAUCUGCGCUCGAGGGCCAAGCGCUGUUUUCUUCUGUUACGAAUGUUCUCUGCGGUAGAGACCUAAGGAAGCAUCCGCAAUGACCGCUAAAUUUUCGAGCAUGUGCAAGGUUGCUGUGUGCAGCUUCGAUGUGUUAAAAAAAAUUUGUGGGGUGUGUCGAGAAGCCUUGACCUUUCCCUGCGUCGUGUGUACAUAAUUGGACACGUCACGUCACGUCACGCCGCCAUAUAUUUUACACUUCCACUAAAAAACAAGUCCCGCCGCAAUGCAUCCAUUCAAACAAGUAACUUCACAGUUGUGGAAGUAAACAAAACGUCGAAAUUUCAAAUUAUAAACAAUAGCAGAGGUGCUAAAUUGAUGUCUUUUAAAACCCCGUACGGGACUCAAAACUACCGCGAGGCAUACGUGGUGUGUGCUUGCUAUUUAACGUGAUAGGUGUACAUGAGACACGAGAACAAGUACGCAAGGGCCGUAUUCAAGUGUGACCGCCUUAUUUUUUUCGUGAAAGAAUUGUGUCAGGGCCGUAGCCCUCCAAUAUUCUAAAAUAAAGAAAUCAAUGGUUUAAGAAA